UCCUUUUAUGAAAUUUUAUAUUAAAAAAGAAAUAUUCAAUCUUCUCCUCUCUUUAUUUAUUUAUUUAUUUAUUUUAUUAUUAUUUCUGCCAUUUUGGGAAUGGAAGAUCAAGUUGUUCAUGCGAAUCUGGAAAUUUAGUUUUGAUAAAAUGGUGAUAUAAUGGUGGACUGAAAAUGGGAUCUGUUUGUGAGGAGUUGGGUUUCAUUUGUUGGACUUUCAUGCUCUGUGAUUUUAUGGGAUCUUCUUUUUCUUAAUUGCUUCCUCUGAAAUUUGAUGUUUUGGCGUGCAUUGGCUAAAUGCGGAAGUUGUUGGAUGGGGUGGGGGACGGGAUUUACAACAGUUUUUUGUCAAAAAAUGAGAACUUGAUUAAUAAGGGAUGAUGGAAGUGUGAGAGGAGUGAGAUUGGGUUAAGUGAAAGUCAGAAGGUGAACUCCUGUGAGGGCACUUUAAAGAGGGGCUGCCACCCAAUCAUAUCAAGAUUUAGCUUGAAAGAUGCAAACGAUUUGUUGAUUAUUUAUGCACUUGACAGAAGGGAGAAAAAAAAAUAUGCAUCCUUCAGAUUGUAUUGGAAAGGAACAACAGAUGGAACCCUCUACUAUGCAGCCAGCUGUGUCAUUAGCCUCUAGUGACCAGAAUGAUGAAGUUGAUAAAAAGGUAGCCCCUACUGUUCUGCAAGAAUUGUUGCUAGCCUCUAAUGAGCAGAGUCAUAAAGUUGAACAGGUCAAGGGUGACGACAACAGUGUGCGGGCAGAUGAAGGAAGAUUGCUGAAUGGCUGUACUUUAGAAACAUUUUCAAAAGGAAUUAAACCAGAAAUCGAACCCUCUACAACACAGCAUGAAUUGUUCUUGGCCUGUGAUAACCAGAAUGAUAAAGUUGAGCAGUUUGGGAAUGGGGUUGACACAUCAAUGACAGAUGGUUGCACUCCUGAAAGCAAGACAGAAAUGGAGCACCAGGUAGAGUUCUCUACAGUGCAACAGGAAGUAUUAUUGCAGACUGAUGACCAGGAUGAUAAAGAUGACCUGGUCGGUAUUGCUGACGAUACUGUGAUAACAGAUGAAGGAUGCUGGCCAAAUGAUCAUACUCCUGAAAGCAGGACAGAAGGAAAAGAUAACCAACCCCCAGCCAGUAGUGAUCGCCUUAGAACUAUAUGGACACCAGCAAUGAACCUCUAUUUUAUUGACAUCAUGCUAGAACAAGUGCGUAAUGGUUAUAAGAUUCGCAAUACGUUUCACAGAAAAGCAUGGGAUGAUAUGGUUGCUUCAUUCAAUAGAAAAUUUGUUGGGUUGCAAGUGGAUAAGGAGAUUCUACGAAAUCGAUCAAAAAAGUUGAGGCUACAACAUAAUGCUCUGAAAACUCUUCUCGACCAGAAUGGGUUCCACUGGGAUGAGACACGGAAAAUGGUCACUGCGGAUGAUCGUUUCUGGAAUGAGUAUCUCAAGGCACACCCUGAAGUACAACCAUACAGGAGAAAAUCAUUCCCGAACUACAGUGAUUUGUGUGCAAUCUUUGGAAGCGAAACUAAUGAUGGAAGAUACGAGGUUUCAGGGCAGGAUGUGAAGACCAUUUACAACACCCCUGUUAUGAAGACAGGUGUGGCAAUCAAAAGUCUGCAUUUGGUGCCUAUCUCAUCUGGCCAUAAAGAUCAAUGUGUGGUGAGUUGCAUUGUUGCUAGGUCAUCCCAAUUUGUUGAUGGAAUGGAUACUCAAUUCCCCACUAGUAGUGAACGUUCAAGGACUAAUUGGACACCAACAAUGGACCGUUAUUUUAUUGACAUAAUGAUUGAGCAAGUGCAUAAAGGCUACAAGAAUGGUAAUAUAUUUCGCAAAAAAGCAUGGGAAGACAUGGUUGCAUUGUUCAAUACAAAAUUUGGCUUCCAGUUGGACAAGGAGGUAUUGAGGAAUCGCCACAAAAAGUUGAGGCUGCGAUACAAUGCUAUCAAAACCCUUCUUGACCAUGAUCAGUUCCUCUGGGACGAAACAAGACAAAUGGUGACAGCCGAAGAUAAAGUUUGGGAUGAUUAUCUGAAGAUUCAUCCUGAAGCACGAUCAUACAGAACGAAGACUGUCCUAAACUAUAAAGACCUCUGCAUCAUCUAUGGAAAUGAAACCGCUAAUGGAACAGUCAACCGCUUAGUGCAUGAUGCGAACCUCGACAGCAGUACAGCAGUGAAGGUUGCUGGGGAACUGGGAGGUUUACAAUCUCUAGCUGUGUCUGCUUCCCAUGGAGAUCCAGGUGUGGUAAGGUCUUCUCAGUUUGAAGGAAUAGAUGACCAAGAUCCUCCUACUAAUGAUCAUAUGAAGACUAAUUGGACACCACCAAUGGACCGUUAUUUCAUUGAAUUGAUGAUGGAUCAAGUUAACAGAGGGUAUAAGGUUGGCAAUGCAUUUAGGAAAGAAGCAUGGGUUCAAAUGCUUGCAUUGUUCAAUGUAAAGUUUGGAAUGGAAUUGGAUAAGGAGGCUCUUAGAAACCGGUACCGGAAAUUGCGGAUGCAAUACAAUGCUCUGAAAACUCUUUUGGACCACAGUGGCUUUCGCUGGGAUGAAACACGACAAAUGGUGACAGCUGAUGAUAAUGUUUGGGAUAAUUAUCUAAAGGCACGCCCUGAAGCACGAUCAUAUAGAACUAAAACAGUACCGAACUAUAAUGAUUUGUGCGUGAUAUAUGGACAUCCAACUACUGAUGGAAGACACAGAUGUUCUGGACAUGAGGUAGAUCUCAAAUACAUGCCAGGAAUGGAGAUUGAAGUGUGGGAAGAACCAAUUUCUCCAACAUCUGUGGGCCAUGGAGAUCCACUUAUUGACACACAGGAAUCAUCAUCACAAUCUGAUGAGGCUGUCGAUAUCUCUAAUCAACAGAACAAACGCCCAUUUGCUCUGCCAUCAACCUUAGGACAUUCUAGGAAAAUGCAGAGAUGCAGUGACCAGAGGAUGGUGGAUGCUCUUCGUGAAAUGGCAAUUGCUGUUACUUCACUGGCAAAUAAGAAAGAGAACGAUUCCCCCAAUACUAUACAAAAUGUGGUUAAUGCUCUUAAGGCUAUACCAGAUAUAGAUGAAGAUCUGUUUCUUGAUGCUUGCGAUCUUUUGGAAAAUGAACAAAAAGCAAAGAUGUUUCUUGCUUUGGAUGUGACAAUCAGGAAGAAGUGGUUGAUGAGGAAGCUUCGACCAUAGUUGUUGCCUUGGGAUUGCUUUAGUUGUUUGAUAUUUUUAACCAUGGGUACCUAUACUUUUUCCCAAUGGUGUAAUGGCUCUGAUUUUUUUUUUUUUAAUACAUGCACUGCUUAACCUGGAAACAUUUAUUAAUGAUCUAUUAUAAUUCAUUGAGCCUGUUAUUGAUUACAGGAAA
This is a messenger RNA of Macadamia integrifolia, 3343 nucleotides long. Its product is annotated as L10-interacting MYB domain-containing protein-like. The transcript is spliced from 10 exons. Bases 517 to 3168 code for a protein of 883 amino acids. Lineage: Eukaryota; Viridiplantae; Streptophyta; Magnoliopsida; Proteales; Proteaceae. The record is from RefSeq and is a predicted model, not a curated record.